AUGUCCUUCGAUUUGGAGCAAAGACAAACUGCAGCACUGCAGGAAAUGCUGCAGCUGCGAAAACCCCAAAACAGUGCCUUUGGGGGCCCCAGGGGGCCCCUCUCGGGGGCCCCCCAGCAGCCCGGGGGGGGCCCCUGGAAGGUGCUGAUUUUCGACGAGGCUGCAAAGGAUAUCCUGGCUCCCCUGAUGACGGUCGCCAAGAGUUUAGGGCCCCGUGUUCACCGCGCGGCAUUGGCCUCCAGCCGCGGCCACGGCGGCGCGCGCGGCCGCGCGCAGGGCUUCGGUCCCCUUCUUUUGUUGCCUCCCUGUAUCGCUUCCUUCACGCACUCAAACCAGCAGCAGCAGCAGCAGCAGCAGCAGCAGCAGCAGCAGCAGCAGCAGCAGCAGCAGCAGCAAGGGGUUUCCGCGUCUGCAGGAGUGCUCCCGACGGUUAGCUGCCCCUCAAGUGUCUCCUCGCCUGCUCGCAGCGUCGCUCAGAGACUCCAGGAGAAAAUAGAUGCUCUUCCCCCAAAAGCCUUUUCGGAAAUCUUCGGCUCUGCUGCCACAGCUGUGACGAGGCCCCUUCUAGUCCUUAUUGACAGAGAGUUCGACCUCUUGACGAUGCUGCAGCACACGUGGCUCUACGGGGCCCUCAUCCAUGACUUGCUGAAGCUCAGACUCAACAGAGUCACUGUGACAACUCCAGGCGAAGGGGGAGCGGCCCCGACGACGAAGGUCUUUGACCUCGAGAAGCGGGACUUGUUCUGGAGAGACCACGCGUUUUCGCCUUUUCCCGGUUUUGCAGGCGCUGGGGACUUUUCUUCGGAGAUUCUGAAAGCCGUGGAUGUUCUCCCGGAUUUGGCGGAUAAGAAAAGAUCUCUCGACGCCCACACGACAAUUGCCACAGCUCUUGUUUCUGCAAUUAAAGAAAGAGCCCUCGAUAGGUCCUAA
Molecule: messenger RNA, 930 nt
Organism: Eimeria necatrix
Lineage: Eukaryota; Apicomplexa; Conoidasida; Eucoccidiorida; Eimeriidae
Product: sec1 family domain-containing protein, putative
Exons: 9
Coding region: 1-930 (309 amino acids)
Biological process (GO): intracellular protein transport; endoplasmic reticulum to Golgi vesicle-mediated transport
Cellular component (GO): Golgi membrane; cytosol
Molecular function (GO): syntaxin binding
Source: RefSeq, a predicted model, not a curated record